ACCAACUCUCAACUUUUGCUGCAGUUUUCAUCCCACAGGUUGUUAGAUGCCGCUGCAGGACCUGGACUCUGGGACACCUCCAGCCACAUUGCACUGACCAGCAAGCAUCACCCUACAGGUAUGCAGCAGCGGGUGGGAGGAAUGACUCCUCAAGCCGAGUUGGCAAGGCAAUGCUUGGAGCUGAGUGAGAAUCUGCCUGAAAAAUCAUGCCCUGGCGUUAAGGAAUGGAAAACACUGCAUUUAGCUGCCUGGAAUGGGAAUACAAGACUUGUAAAGCAAUUGCUGCAACAGGGAGAAGCUGUAGACUCCAGGGAUGGGCUUGGCUGGACUUCUUUACACUGUGCAGCAGCAAACGGCCAUUUGUCUACUGUGAAGUUGCUGAUUCAGCGUGGAGCGUUACUAAGUUGCCAGGAUGGCUCGGGCUGCACACCUCUCCACCAUGCAGCGCACAAUGGCCACACUCAUUUGUGUGAACUCUUGCUGCAACGUGGAGCAAAUCCCGGCGCCACCACUAAAGGGGGGCUUACGCCUCUCCAUUUAGCGGCUUCUAAUGGGCACACACUCAUCACACAGUUACUGCUGAAGCAAAACCUAGACCCUUGUGUCGGUGACAACAACCAGUGGAGCCCCUUACACUGGGCAACAGUGAGCAACCACUUCCAUAUAAUUGAGCUAAUGAAAGAAUAUGGAGUGCCGCUGGAUCUGGAAGCUUCUGGAAAUUUAGCCCCAUUACAUAUUGCUGCUGAGACUGGUAGACUGGAAGCUUUGGGCUAUCUGCUGGAUAACAGAGCUGACGUGAACGUAAAGGAUCAGCUGGGAAGGACACCACUUGCAAUAGCAGCAGGGAAUGGAAACUUAGAGGUUGUCAGGCUGCUGUUGGAAAAGAAUGCAGGGAUUGAUGAGCAGGACAAGCAUGGUCGAACAGCCUUGCACAGGGCAGCAGGGGCAGGUCACCUCCAUGUAGUUAAAUUGCUUGUUCAAAAUGGAGCUUGUCCAAACCAAAGGGACAGUUUAGGAUUAACUCCAGUCCAGAGAUCAGCAGUGUGUGGACACGGCGGUGUAUCUGCCUUUUUACAGGACCUUGGAGGAUUAUUAGAGAAUGGAAAUGGCAUCUAAAAUAUACUGUUUAUGUAGGAAAAAGCACCUUUAACACUGCACAGGAACACCUUUUGGGAAACACUGAAGGCUGGAGAAGCUUGUUACAGUAGCUGAAUCAGGCCAUUUAUGAGACUGACCGCCAGCCAUGAGUAUUUCAAUGAAUAACCAUCAAUUUGUGCUUUCUAUGGUUUUUAUUCAAAGUGCUAUUUUUAAAUUGCAGGGUAUUUUGCCUGGAACACCUACCUCCUAAUUUUUAUAAUGAAGAAUAAAUAGGGACAAUUCACACAUCGGGGUUCAGUGAACUAGUAUGGUACAUAUUCGGAGGUCUUGGUUUAGUCUUGGUCUAUGUCUCUGUCAGCAUGAGCAUCUUUGAGUCUGUAACAUGGCAGAUAAAUAGAAUGCACAUUACUUCAAAUUCUGACACGCCACUAUUUGUUGAUCGAUAGGCUCAAUAGUGAGUAUCAGCUGUUAAAUUCACUCGUCAACAUAAAUGGCUAAAUUUCUGCAUUAUUCACUUGAUUGUAAUGUUCAAGGAAUUGACUAUAUGGACCACAUUGCCAGUAUAAGCCUGAACCAGUUGCUAAAUUUCACUAGCAGGUUACCCAUAGCAACCUAUAAGAUGUUGUUUUUUAGCUUCUAGCUGUAGUAGACCAAUUACAACUAAUUGUAAAUUAAUUGUUAUUGGUAACUGCAGCAGUACAAAUCAGCUCUUAAGUAACAGGCAUUUUAGGUAUUCUUUGGACUGAUAGCUAGGCUUUUAUACCAGGCAAUGUUACAUUCUUUGUUCUUUGUCAUUUUACCUGUUUUUGUUAUAUAUAUAUAUCACCCUUCACAAAGUAAAGCUUCAACCUUCAAAACUGAA
Molecule: messenger RNA, 1960 nt
Organism: Xenopus tropicalis (tropical clawed frog)
Lineage: Eukaryota; Metazoa; Chordata; Amphibia; Anura; Pipidae
Gene: ankrd65
Product: Putative ortholog of dystrophin-like protein, 1 of 1
Exons: 5
Coding region: 121-1116 (331 amino acids)
Source: RefSeq, a predicted model, not a curated record